Messenger RNA from Trypanosoma brucei brucei TREU927, 1314 nucleotides. RefSeq names its product cysteine desulfurase, putative. The coding region runs from base 1 to 1314 and encodes 437 amino acids. Gene Ontology annotation, molecular function: pyridoxal phosphate binding; cysteine desulfurase activity. Lineage: Eukaryota; Euglenozoa; Kinetoplastea; Trypanosomatida; Trypanosomatidae. The transcript has a single exon. Gene Ontology annotation, biological process: [2Fe-2S] cluster assembly. Gene Ontology annotation, cellular component: mitochondrion; cytosol. The record is from RefSeq and is a predicted model, not a curated record.
AUGUUUAGUGGUGUUCGCGUACUUCUUUGCGCGGCUUGUGGCUCCGCAUCAGCCAUCAGUCAGGGAGUCUCGUCGGUUGGAGGCUCCGCUGGAAGGCCUUUUAAAAGGGAUCCACGACCGCUAUAUUUGGAUCUGCAGUCAACAACUCCGUUAGAUCCACGGGUACUCGAUAAGAUGCUGCCUUACAUGACUGAAAUGUAUGGCAACCCACACAGCCGUACACACAGUUAUGGUUGGACUGCUGAGGAGGCCGUUGAGAAGGCGCGGACGCAAGUGGCAGAUUUAAUUCGAGCGAGUCCCAAGGGUGUUUUUUUUACUAGCGGCGCAACGGAGUCCAACAAUAUUGCCAUAAAAGGUGUAGCCAACUACAACAAAGAAAAGAAAAACCACCUCAUAACCCUUCAAACAGAACACAAGUGUGUUUUGGACUCCUGCCGCUACUUGGAAAUGGAGGGUUUCGAGGUAACGUACCUUCCCGUUGAAAAAAAUGGGAUUGUGAACCUACAGAAACUUGAGGAAGCUAUCCGUCCCACAACAGCGCUCGUUUCUUGCAUGUAUGUGAACAAUGAAAUUGGUGUGAUUCAACCCAUUGGCGAAAUCGGGAAGAUAUGCAGGAAAAAGAAGGUCCUCUUUCAUACUGACGCCGCGCAGGCGGUGGGAAAGUUGGAUAUUGAUGUGGAUCGGGAUAACAUUGACCUCAUGUCAGUAUCCUCGCACAAAAUAUACGGACCGAAGGGCUGCGGUGCCCUCUACAUGCGACGCCGUCCGCGCGUCCGUGUGCGAUCACCAGUGAGUGGUGGUGGACAGGAGCGUGGUGUGCGUAGCGGCACUAUAGCCACACCACUUGCAGUGGGAUUGGGUGCAGCGUGUGAGCUAGCAAAGGUAGAGAUGAAGCGUGAUUCAGAGCGCAUCGCCCAACUUAGUAAGCGAUUAUGGGAGGGUUUGCAGAAGCGCUUAACACACAUCACACUCAAUGGUGAUGUUGAGCGCCGAUUUCACGGAAACCUUAACAUUAGCUUUGCCUGUGUGGAAGGUGAGAGUUUACUAAUGGGCAUGAAGAAGGUAGCGGUCUCGAGUGGAAGUGCAUGCACAAGCGCCUCUCUAGAGCCAAGUUAUGUUUUGCGUGCACUCGGUAUUGAUGCUGAGAAUGCACACACCUCCAUUCGAUUUGGUAUCGGUCGCUUCACUACUGAGCGAGAGGUGGAUGUUACGGUUGAGGAGUGUGCCCGCACUGUGGAAAGGUUGCGUGAAAUGUCGCCACUGUGGGACUUGCUGAUGGAAGGAAAGAGCCUUAAAGACGUGGAGUGGCGGUAG